Molecule: messenger RNA, 867 nt
Organism: Cicer arietinum (chickpea)
Lineage: Eukaryota; Viridiplantae; Streptophyta; Magnoliopsida; Fabales; Fabaceae
Product: putative F-box/LRR-repeat protein 9
Molecular function (GO): protein binding
Source: RefSeq, a predicted model, not a curated record
AUGAAAAGCAAGUGUGAGAGUGAGAGUGAGAGCAAAAGUAAGCCAAACUGGCUUGAACUUCCAAUAGAUUUGACAAAGAACAUACUCCAAAGACUUGAUACCAUUGAUAUUCUGACAAGUGCACGUAAUGUGUGUCCUCUAUGGUGGAACAUUUGCAAAGACCCUCUCAUGUGGCGCACCAUUCGCAUUUGUCACAUUUAUCAUAUUCCAUUGAUUGAUAUUUUAUGUUUUGAAACGCUUUAUCUUUCUGCUAGUGAUAUUUGUUGUUUUGAACCGCUUUGUCGUUCUGCCAUUGAUCUUAGUUGUGGUCAUCUCGAAGAUUUGGAUCUUGAGUUACUUGGCUGCGAUGAACUUCUUGAAUAUAUUGCUCCUAGGGCUAUUAACUUACAUCGAUUACGACUUUUUUACUGUCUUAAAGUUUCAAAUAAAUGUUUGAUCGAAUUUGUGACCAAGUUUUCACUAUUAGAGAAGCUUGUAAUUACAUUUAACGACAAAUUUCCUAAGGAGUCUUUUGAAGUUAUCAAUCGAUGUUGCCCACUUUUGAAAUCUCUAGAUUUUGUGAGGCCUACCCUAUUCUAUAUCAAUCGGGAUCAUUUGGUAUUUGCAAUUGCAAAGGCAAUGCCUGGACUGCACCAUCUUACUUUUGUUGGAAUUGUGAUUAACAAUGCUGCGUUGGUUACCAUUCUUGAUGGUUGUUCCAUGCUUCAAUCUCUUGAUUUGCAACUAUGCUUGUGUGAUGAUUUGAGUCAAAGUUUGGAAAAAAGAUGCCUUGAGCAAAUCAAAGACUUCAGAUUUCCUCUCAACCAUGUAUCUGACUUUUUUGAUGAGGAUAAUUUUUGUGAUUUAUUCAACGUAUCUUCUGUUUAA